Messenger RNA from Drosophila biarmipes, 1975 nucleotides. RefSeq lists its product as uncharacterized. Lineage: Eukaryota; Metazoa; Arthropoda; Insecta; Diptera; Drosophilidae. Bases 733 to 1620 code for a protein of 295 amino acids. The record is from RefSeq and is a predicted model, not a curated record. The transcript has 2 exons.
CUUGAUAACAUAUAUCGUUUUUCGCCUCUGGCAAUGCUGCUAUGACGUUCCUUGGUGAAAUUCAACUUAGUAUCAAAUAGGCUUCGAAACUGUCAAGAAUAAAAAUUAAUACAGUCCACAACAAAAUCUUAUAUAUUUCUCACCAUAUUACUGGUCCGUCGUUCCGGAUUCUUGGACAGUUUUUGAAGUGCUUUGAUUCUCAGGGUAAUUGCUUGCUAUGGAACAAUUAAAAUCAUUAGUGAAAAGCCGUGCCAGACUCAAGGCCAAUAUCACACGUGUCUUAGCAUGGGCUGAACAAACGGAAAGUGCAGCACACACAGAGAUCGUCACACGCAUGGAGCUUCUAAACGAGGUUUGGAAGGAGUUUAACCAGUUCAGCGAUUGCAUUUCUCUUCACGAGGGAGUGGAGGUUAUGUAGAUCCAGAGAUUGACAACGCGCUCUACGAGACAAAAUACCUAAGAACGCUAUACUCAAGGAACGAAGCAAUGAUCUACAACCGGCGACACCUCAAGGCAGUGGGAAUGACAGCAAUGGGCUACGUUCAAACAAUGACGCAAUCCUGAACUUGCUGCAGCAAAACCAACAACUAUUUGUGCGACUUGCAGUAAGUCAGACCACACCGAACACGCCUGAUCAUGUUGGUGGUGACGUCACGUCGCCCAAUUCUAACUCGGUACUCACGGCGAAUUCAACUCUGAGCGAAUUGCCGAAAAUUCAAAUCAAGCGGUUCUAUGGAAACUACACAGAGUGGCACAAUUCAUAGCAAACAGCAUUUGUCCAACACCCAGAAGUUCCAUCACUUGAAAACACUUCUCGUAGAUGAGGUUGCCAACUUAGUGCGACACUUGGCCAUCACUGACGCGUCGUACAAUACUGCAUUGGAACGUCUUAAGGAGAGGUACAAUCGUCCUCGGCACAUUGUAAACUCAUUUUUGGAGCAGUUUAUGAGCCUGCCAACAACUACAAAGAUCGAUGCAACAGUCCUACGGAAUGUCUCAGACGGAGCAAACGAAAUUGUUCGUGGGUUGAAUGCAGUCAAUCAAAAGGGACGCGACUGUUGGAUCAUCUACCAAGCCCUAGAGAAACUCGAUGCUGACACACGGCGCAGGUGGAUUGAGCGUAGCAUGGAGUCAGAUUCACCCACCCUGGAGGCGUCCUUCAAAUUUCUGGAUUCUCGCUGCGAAGAACUGGAGCUGAGCAAGAGGGAGCUUGCGACUGGAAGCAAGACAACAACACAUCCUGAAAAGCAAAAAAGGGUCACACAAUCGAUGGUUGCGGUUAAAAGCAGUGGCUGCACCAAAUGUAGUUCUACAGAACAUACUCUGUAUGGAUGUCAGCUGUUUCUGGAUAUGUCUGGGGUGCAGAGACGAUCAUUUGUGAAGGAGAAAUCACUGUGCUACAAUUGCUUUCGACCUGAUCAUGGGGUCAACAGGUGCAAGUCAACAUUCAAAUGCAGACAAUGCAAAGGAACCUUCUGUGCAAUGAUGUUGUUUCUAUUAUUCACCACGGGCCACACUCAACAAAUUCAAAUAACCAACCCAGAUUCCGACCUUGGCUAUUUACUCUUCUCAAGCAUUCCAAUUGAAAUACCGAUAUACCUAUAUAUUCAAUCUAUGUAAAAGAAAACCGCCAUAUAUCUUAUAUACAUAUAUCUUUUUUCGCCUCUGGCAAUGCUGCUAUGGCGUUCCUUGGUGAAAUUCAACUUAGUAUCAAAUAGGCUUCAAAACUGGCAAGAAUAAAAAUUAAUACAGUCCACACAACAAAAUCGUAUAUAUGUCUCACCAUAUUACUGGUCCGUCGUUCCGGAUUCUUGGACAGUUUUUGAAGUGCUUUGAUUCUCAGGGUAGUUGUUUGCUAUGGAACAAUUAAAAUCAUUAGUGAAAAGCCGUGCCAGACUCAAGGCCAAUAUCACACGUGUCUUGGCAUGGGCUGAACAAACGGAAAGUGCAACACACAUAGAGAUCGUCACACGUA